AUGUCCCAUGAAUGGCUCAUAAGCGCAUCGGAAACAAUGAGAAGCAUUGGUAAUGGGGAAGGUUUGCGGGAUAAAGGUGCUGUCGUUGCCAACAAUGACGGAGAAUUUAACGAAGGUGAUACAAAUCGUGAAGAGGAUAGCUCUACCAUUUUCUCCUUCGAUUUUGACGAGGAGAUUGUAAUGUGUAUUGACUUUUCUGGAGGAAAACUCGGGUGUUCUAUUUUAGAUUAUCAUACCAAGACUUUGAAAGCGUUUGACCAGGACUACGUGGUCAAUAAAACAACAAUUUCGUCUCAUGAUCUUAUCGAUGAUGCAGAUAUGUCUUCAAACGACAUAAGUCUGUUACUUGGACUUUUAAUAAUGGAAGCAAACCCAACUGUAUGCCUAGUGCCGGCAAGAUUGGAGGAUUGGAUUUUCGACUACAUUAAGACAAAAUGCGAUGAGAUAAACUGUAGGCUAGAACUACAACCAAUAAAACGUUUCAAAAAAUGGGACUUAUUGCAGUCAUUGCAGUUAAGGGGUCAUGAUAAUCAGACUAUAUUGAACGACAUAUUAUCAAAUAGCAAAUUUACCACCACAGUCACCUUAGGUACAGUGGGAUGCAUCCUUGCAAAUCAUGAACAACUUGGUGAAUACAAUGACAGUACUGCUUCAAGUAAUAUGGUAACAGGACGAUUAGUUCAGAAUGCUUUUGAAGAUGUGAUACAUGGCAUAAGGUAUAUCGACAUAAGGGAUCGGAUGGUACUGGAUGAAAAUACUAUAUCGGCUUUGCAUAUUUUUCCAACAGCUCAUAAACUGGGCCAUGAUAAGAUGAUGAGAAAUGGUUUCUUUAGUGUAUUUGAACUAUUCAAUCAAGUGUCUUCGGACUACGCCAGGAGAAUUUUGAAGUCUUGGCUUAUUAACCCAUUAACCAAUAAAAAACGGAUAGAAACAAGAUACAGCAUCAUAAGAACCUUAUUGGAUAAACAAAACGCCAUCAUUUUUAGUGACCUUAGCCAAUCAAUAAAAAGAUGUCCAGACGCUUUUGGGUUUAUAAAUCAGUUAAGAAGUGGUAAAUCGACAUUAGGGACAUGGUCCAAGGUUGCAAGUUUUUUAGAAAAAGGAAUAGCUAUAUUUCAACUGGUGUCGUCCUUGAAAUUAGGUUCAGACGAAGCCAACAUUUUACAUGAUAUCAAAAAUAAGGUUGAUAUAUCAGCUUUAAAGGAAUGUUUGAGAAAAGUAGAAACGGUAAUAGAUUUUGACACAUCAAGAGAUACCAAGACGCUCACGAUAAAUACGGGGGUUGACAACAGAUUAGACGAAUGCAGAAAUAUUUAUAAUCAUUUGGAAGGGAUCUUACUGGAUGUCGCAAGAGAAACUCAAAUUUUUUUACUGAAUACUAUGCCUCAAGAAGAUUGUAAGACAACAAAGAGUUUAGAAAAGUUAGUGAAUGCUGUUUAUAUUCCCCAAUUAGGAUACUUAGUAACCAUUAGCGUCUUAAUGGAACCUUUAUUGGAUGGCAUUCCAAACCUUCAAUGGGAAGAGAUCUUUAGGAGUUCAGAAAAUAUAUACUUCAAAAAUGGCAGGGUUCUUGAGCUGGAUGAAACAUACGGCGAUAUUUAUGGCGCGAUUUCAGAUUUUGAAAUUGAAAUCCUGUUUUCCUUACAAGAACAAAUUCUGAGAAGAAAGACUCAACUCACUGCUUACAAUAUACUGCUUAGUGAACUGGAAAUAUUAUUAUCGUUCGCUCAAGUGUCUGCUGAAAGGAAUUAUGCAGAGCCUCAAUUGGUGGAAGAUGAGUGCAUAUUGGAAAUUAUUAACGGAAGACAUGCUUUGUAUGAAACAUUCCUUGAUAAUUAUAUCCCCAAUAGCACAAUGAUUGAUGGCGGGCUAUUUUCUGAAUUAAGUUGGUGUGAACAAAAUAAAGGAAGAAUCAUUGUAGUCACUGGCGCUAAUGCAUCUGGAAAGUCUGUAUAUCUUACACAGAAUGGUUUAAUUGUGUACUUGGCACAAAUUGGUUGUUUUGUUCCAGCAGAGAGAGCGAGAAUUGGAAUAGCGGAUAAAAUAUUAACUAGAAUCAGGACUCAAGAAACUGUUUAUAAGACUCAAAGUUCCUUUUUGCUAGAUUCUCAACAAAUGGCAAAAUCACUGAGUUUGGCCACUGAAAAAAGUCUCAUUUUAAUUGAUGAAUACGGCAAAGGUACUGAUAUUUUAGAUGGACCUUCACUAUUUGGUUCCAUAAUGCUCAAUAUGUCCAAGAGUGAAAAAUGUCCACGCAUAAUCGCAUGUACACACUUUCAUGAACUAUUUAACGAAAAUGUACUCACAGAGAAUAUAAAAGGUAUCAAACAUUACUGCACUGAUAUACUUAUCAGCCAAAAAUAUAAUCUUUUAGAAACAGCACAUGUCGGAGAAGAUCAUGAAAGUGAGGGAAUCACAUUCCUAUUCAAAGUAAAGGAGGGGAUCUCAAAGCAGUCAUUUGGCAUAUAUUGCGCAAAAGUAUGUGGUUUGAGCAGAGAUAUUGUGGAAAGGGCUGAAGAACUAUCUCGCAUGAUUAAUAGAGGCGAUGACGUAGUUCAGCAAUGUGGAAAUCUGACCGAAAAGGAGAUGAGAGAAUUCCAAAAGAAUCAGGAAAUAGUGAAAAAGUUUUUAUCUUGGGAUUUGGAUCUCGAAACUACAACAACUUCCGAGAAUCUCAGGCUUAAAUUGAAAAAUUUCCUUCGCUAA
Messenger RNA from Saccharomyces cerevisiae S288C, 2706 nucleotides. RefSeq names its product MutS family protein MSH5 (gene MSH5). The record is from RefSeq and is marked reviewed. Bases 1 to 2706 code for a protein of 901 amino acids. The transcript has a single exon. Gene Ontology annotation, molecular function: mismatched DNA binding; ATP binding; ATP-dependent DNA damage sensor activity. Gene Ontology annotation, biological process: mismatch repair; DNA metabolic process. NCBI's taxonomy places the organism in Eukaryota, Fungi, Ascomycota, Saccharomycetes, Saccharomycetales, Saccharomycetaceae.